AGGCUUGAGGGGGGUGCUGGGGAAGCAGCUGAGAGGCAGAGGAACACGGCUCAGGAGCGUCUCAGGGCUCUCGGAUCUGGGGACAGAAGUGAGAUUGGAGAAAGUAGAGCGAUGCCAAGGAGGAAACAGCAAGCACCCAAACGGGCUGCAGGUUAUGUCCAAGAGGAAGAUUUAAAGGAAGAGGAAGAUAUAAAGGAGGAGGAAGAAGACGACGAUGACAACAACUCCACUGCUCAGCUGCAGGGCAGCAAUGACACUGGCACGGAUGAGGAGCACGAAGUGGGUCCUGAGCAGAAAGGGAACUUUAGCUUCCAGAAUUCCCCUGUCAGUCACAUAUCCAACCAGGACGCAGAGAACGAGUCACUCCUGAGUGACAGUAGCGACCAUGUGGCAGAGAUCAAAAGCAUCUGCUCCAGGGAGCCCCAGGAGCCCAAAGGCAGCGCCCACCCCAAAGCCCAGAGCGAAGCACACGACUGCAUGGAUAAAAUGACUGCAGUCUAUGCCAACAUCCUGUCGGACUCUUACUGGACGGGCUUGGGGCUGGGCUUCAAGUUGUCCAACUCUGAAAAGCGGAGCUGCGACAACAGGAACGGAGGGAACAAAGCAGAUUUCGACUGGCACCAAGACGCUCUGUCCAAAAGCUUGCAGCAGAAUUUGCCUUCCAGGCCUGUCUCCAAGCCCAACCUGUUCAGCUCGGUGCAGCUCUACAGGCAGAGCAGCAAAAUGUGCGGGACUGUGUUCACGGGCGCCAGCCGGUUCCGCUGCCGGCAGUGCAGCGCUGCCUACGACACCCUGGUGGAGCUCACGGUGCACAUGAACGAGACGGGGCACUACCAGGAUGACAACCACAAAAAGGACAAGCACAGACCUACCAGCUACUCCAAGCCCCGGAAAAGGGCCUUCCAGGACAUGGACAAGGAAGAUGCACAAAAAGUUCUGAAGUGUAUGUUCUGUGGUGACUCUUUCGAUUCUCUUCAAGAUCUGAGUGUUCAUAUGAUAAAAACUAAACAUUACCAAAAAGUGCCUUUGAAGGAGCCGGUACCAACCAUUUCUUCAAAAAUGGUCACUCCAGCCAAGAAACGUGUGUUUGAUGUGAACAGGCCUUGCUCCCCCGACUCCACGACGGGGUCUUUCUCCGACACCUUCUCUCCUCAGAAGAAUGCAAACCUGCAGCUCUCAUCCAACAACCGCUACGGGUACCAGAACGGGGCCAGCUACACCUGGCAGUUCGAGGCCUGCAAAUCCCAGAUUUUGAAGUGUAUGGAAUGUGGAAGCUCCCAUGAUACCUUGCAGCAGCUCACCACCCACAUGAUGGUCACUGGCCAUUUCUUGAAAGUCACGAGUUCAGCUUCAAAGAAAGGAAAGCAACUUGUUCUGGAUCCUUUAGCUGUGGAAAAAAUGCAGUCGCUGUCUGAAGCACCAGCCAGUGACAGCCCUGUUUCAAAAUCAAGUAAAUCAUCUGCAGAAUGCAUAGGUCCUGCCUCUGAACUUAAAAAAGAAAGUAAAAAAGAUAAAGCUGAUGAUGCAAACAAAGAUGAGAAAGCAAUGAAAACUGAGGAGUACGAAGACACUCUUCAGAAACCCCUGGAUCCCACAAUGAAAUACCAGUACCUGCGAGAAGAAGAUUUAGAAGACGGCUCAAAGGGCGGUGGGGACAUUUUGAAGUCCUUGGAGAACACUGUCACGACAGCCAUCAAUAAAGCUCAGAACGGAGCUCCCAGCUGGAGUGCAUAUCCCAGCAUCCACGCAGCUUACCAGCUCUCCGAGGGAGCCAAGCCCUCCCUGCCUGUGGGAUCCCAGGUGCUCCAAAUCAGGCCAACCAUGACCAAUAAAUUGAGGCCCAUAGCGCCCAAGUGGAAGGUGAUGCCUCUGGUCCCUAUCUCAGCAAACGUCAGCCAGUGCACUCAAGUGAAGAAGGAGGCUGAGGACAAGGAGGAGGCACAAAAGGACUUUGCUAAGGAGGGCGCCCAGGCUGAGCCAGCCUCGCUCAGCCAGAGUGAGAGGGAACCUCUCCUCAAAGCUGAAGCCUCUGCGGAGCCGAAAAAGAUAGAACCGUGUCCCUUGAAAGAAGAAGACAAAAUUAAAGAGGACAGUGGAAAAGAAAAGCCAGUCCUCAAGGAGGCACCAGCAGCUUCCCUCAGUAAUGGCUGUGCUGCUGCCAGCCAUUCCUCGGAGCUGCCCUGUGUGAACCCCCUGAGCGCGCUGCAGUCCGUCCUGAACAACCACCUGGGCAAGGCCACCGAGCCCUUACAGCCUCAAUCCAACUGCAGCCCCAGCUCCAGCACAAUUUCCAUGUUCCACAAACCCAAUCUAAACAUGAUGGAGAAACCGGUUUUAUCUCCCGCUCCAACCCCACCAAAGCCUGCAAGCGUUUCCAGGCACUAUUUGUUUGAAAACAAUGAUCAGCCUAUUGACCUGACCAAAUCCAAAGGCAAGAAAGCUGAGUCAGCUCAAGCACAAUCUUGUACUUCUCCACCUCAAAAGCACGCUCUGUCUGACAUCGCCGACAUGGUCAAAGUUCUUCCCAAAGCUACCACACCAAAACCUGCUGCAUCCUCAAGGAUCCCGUCCAUGAAGUUGGAAAUAGAUGUCCGGCGCUUCGAGGACGUCUCCACGGAAGUCUCCACCCUGCAUAAAAGGAAGGGCAGGCAGUCAAACUGGAACCCUCAGCAUCUGCUCAUUUUGCAAGCUCAGUUUGCUUCCAGCCUCUUCCAGACAUCCGAAGGUAAAUAUUUAUUAUCAGAUCUAGGCCCACAAGAGCGCAUGCAGAUUUCCAAAUUCACUGGACUGUCGAUGACCACCAUCAGCCACUGGUUGGCAAAUGUCAAGUACCAACUUAGGAAAACCGGAGGAACAAAGUUUUUGAAAAACAUGGACAAAGGACAUCCAGUCUUUUAUUGCAGCGACUGUGCAUCUCAGUUCCGAACCCCCUCUACUUACAUUAGCCACUUAGAAUCCCACCUAGGUUUCCAAAUGAAAGACAUGAACAGGCUGGCUGUGGAGCAGCAAACCAAGGUAGAGCAAGAAAUCUCCAGAGUUUCAGUUCAAAGAUCUCCUGAAACAAUAGCUGGAGAAGAGGACACAGACUCUAAGUUCAAAUGUAAGUUGUGCUGUCGGACAUUUGCGAGCAAACAUGCAGUAAAACUUCAUCUAAGCAAAACACACAGCAAGUCACCAGAACACCAUUCACAAUUUGUAGCAGAAGUGGAUGAAGAAUAACUCUUAAGGACCAAUGCCUUAGUCCCGCUGUCCAGCCCAGCUCCGCCCGGCCCCGACAUUGAACUCACAGCAACCCGGACCGAGGAGGCUGCCAAAAAACUCCUGCUAUUCUUCUUCAUCCUCACUAACAAUUUGGUAAUGAAGUAUUGAUUUCCACUCCCCUGCUUAUGGACGAUAUUAGAUUUUCAUUGAUAAACUGCACUGGGGCUGUCUGGUCUCCGCUGUCCCUUUUUGCUGUCACUAAAACAAAGUGCCACUGAAGUAAGAUAAUGACUGAGAACAUUGAUGUACUUAUUUCGUCAAUUUGUAACACUUGACAGGAAAAAAAAAAUUCUUCAUAGUUUAAUGUCCAAGUGUGCUACACAAGAUGCAGUCACAUUGGAAGCUUUACUUUUCAUGGUAAUGUCCAUUUCCUAUUUAUAACCCCUUUGGGAUAGUUUGUCUAAAGGAAAUGUUUCUAUUCUGUGCAGCUAUUACUGUUGCACCUGGGUUGCCCAAUCCAGUCAUUGCACUAGGGAUCAAUACAUCACAGUAAGUACAAGAAUUAUUAAGUUAAAACAGAUUCCGAGCCAAAAAACCUCUGAACAAUGUUAAUCUUCUGUGCAAGUUGUUCAAAUAGUUA
Ficedula albicollis (Collared flycatcher) is the source of this 3841-nucleotide messenger RNA. It is a transcript of the gene TSHZ2, whose product is annotated as teashirt zinc finger homeobox 2. Gene Ontology annotation, molecular function: DNA-binding transcription factor activity, RNA polymerase II-specific; DNA binding. Bases 112 to 3219 code for a protein of 1035 amino acids. The record is from RefSeq and is a predicted model, not a curated record. Gene Ontology annotation, biological process: regulation of transcription by RNA polymerase II. Lineage: Eukaryota; Metazoa; Chordata; Aves; Passeriformes; Muscicapidae. The transcript has 3 exons. Gene Ontology annotation, cellular component: nucleus.